This is a messenger RNA of Aspergillus mulundensis, 894 nucleotides long. RefSeq names its product putative mitochondrial DNA replication protein (Yhm2). The transcript is spliced from 5 exons. Bases 1 to 894 code for a protein of 297 amino acids. Gene Ontology annotation, molecular function: tricarboxylate secondary active transmembrane transporter activity. Gene Ontology annotation, biological process: mitochondrial citrate transmembrane transport; alpha-ketoglutarate transport. Gene Ontology annotation, cellular component: mitochondrion. The record is from RefSeq and is a predicted model, not a curated record. Lineage: Eukaryota; Fungi; Ascomycota; Eurotiomycetes; Eurotiales; Aspergillaceae.
AUGUCUUCAGCGUCGGAAGAGUUGGGCACUGUCCCCAAGCUCGAGAAGAAGCCCGUCAAGUUCAGUAACUUGUUACUGGGUGCUGGAUUGAACAUGUUUGAGGUCACCACUCUGGGACAGCCACUGGAAGUGAUCAAGACAACCAUGGCUGCGAACCGGGGCGAUAGCUUCGCCGGCGCUAUGGGUCGGAUAUGGGGUCGUGGCGGGAUCCUCGGUUACUACCAAGGUCUCAUUCCGUGGGCCUGGAUUGAGGCCUCCACGAAGGGUGCUGUCCUUCUGUUCGUCGCCUCCGAGGCGGAAUUCCGCGCCAAGGUGCUUGGUGCGCCAGACUUCGUCGCUGGUAUCUCGGGAGGCAUGGCCGGUGGAAUCGCCCAGGCUUAUGCCACUAUGGGUUUCUGCACUUGCAUGAAGACUGUUGAGAUCACAAAACAUAAAAUGGCUGCUCAGGGUGUCAAGCCUCCCAGCACUUUCGCUACGUUCAUGGAAAUCUACCGCAAAGAAGGUAUCAGAGGUAUCAACCGUGGUGUGAAUGCUGUUGCCAUCCGUCAGACGACCAACUGGGGUUCCCGAUUCGGUCUUUCCCGUCUAGCAGAGCAGGCUCUUCGAAAGGUUACUGGCAAGGACGACAACCAGAGGCUUAGCGCCAUCGAGAAGGUUAUCGCAUCAGGACUUGGUGGUGGACUCUCUGCCUGGAAUCAGCCGAUUGAGGUCAUCCGUGUCGAGAUGCAAAGCAAGACUGAGGAUCCCAACCGUCCCAAGAACCUUACGGUCGGCAAGGCUUUCAAGUACAUCUACGACUCGAACGGUAUCAAAGGAUUGUACCGCGGUGUGGCCCCCCGAAUUGGUCUUGGUAUCUGGCAGACCGUUUGCAUGGUGGCUCUUGGUGACAUGUAA